AAGCGAAAAUCACUGAUCUCAGAACUGUUGGGGGAUGUUGAUUUAGUUGCUACCUAACCACAGAUCUAGGAUCAGAUUAUAAUGACUCAUCUCAAAACUGUUUUGUCAGGUUGGAUAGUGUGGGUUGGAGUUGGAACCUAACCACAGAUCUAGGAUCAGAUUAGUUUAACCUGACGCAUAACAUGAUCUAUUAGGUAGGUGGGAAAUGAUCCAAUCCUGUCUACACUCAUUAAGGUUUAACACUACAGUAUUUAUACACUGCAGGCCCCAUAUAUUUCAGUCAUUUAGCAGAUGCUCUUACCCAGUGUGACUUAUAGGAGCAAUUAGGGUUAAGUGCCUUGCUCAUGGGCACAUCGGCUGAUACAGUAUUUCACCUAGUCGGCUCGGGGUUUCAAACCUGGCCCAACGCUCUUUGCCGCCAGGCUACCUGCCACUCCAGUAGGGAGGUCUAAUACACUACUGCACCACAGUACUUUAUGGACAUGAGGAUUAUACUGUGUACACCAGUACAGGUGAUUGAGGGAAUACUUUUCGCAUAAUGUCUAUCAAACUCCUAUUCUCACCACGUAGACAUAUUGUAAGUAAUGUGAUCAUGAUUCAUAUUGCAAUUGCUUCCAUUCUGGAUCUUUGAAUCAAAUCCUUAUUUUGCAUAUUUUCCCACUUCUUGAACAGUCAUGUGAUUCGACAUAUUACCUCAUAAGGAUUAUAAAAUCCCCCUUUCCUCCCCAGCCUUAGUAUACUGUCAUCCAUUCUCCCUUCUGACUCAGCCAAAUCCUACAGGCAGACUCUUCAAAAUAUUCCUUUAGUCACAUGACCCAUCCGCUCAGCCAAUGAGAGCGCGGAGCUCAGAUUUCAGCCCAGGAGGAGACAGCCAGCCACUAAUCUGUGUUUCAGAACAGGGGGUUGUAAAACAAGGAAUCUCCUGUGUAGACUGGAGUCUUUACCCAUUGUUCCACACUCUACCUUGGAUUAUUUUUGCUGUUGAUUGGGGACUUUUGGAUGGCACUAGUCUGGGUGAAAGGGUUUGCCAGCUUUGGGCAAGGUUUAGGCGGUGUGUAUCCGGGACAGGAGUGAAGACAGGGAGAAGAAGGAGGGAGGAUAGUCAUUUUUCUUCAUCCUUCUUUUCUGCAGACUGCAGGCAUUUCCCUAAGAGAAUGGGGGCAGGAGCGCUCACCAUCUGUCACAACAAGGCUGCGGUACAGAUCAAGCAAGACAUGAAGAAGAUGGUCCAGUUGCCCAUGCUGAGGGGGACCUCCAGGGGACCUCGAGGAGUGGAGGCCAGGGGCGGUAGGCUGUUCGGCGUGUCCCUGCUGGAGCUCAGGGAGCUGGGCCUCGUGAAGGAUGGCGUGCCCCUGGUGGUGCGGAGCAUGGUAGAGUUCCUCCGAGAACAUGCUCUUCAUCAUGAGGGUCUGUUCAGGGUCAACGGUAAUGUACGGGCGGUGGAGGGGCUGAAACAGCGGCUGGAGAACGGUGAGGACGUGGACUUCCUGGUUGAGGCGGAUGUGUGUACAGUGGCCAGCUUGUUCAAACAGUACCUCAGGGACCUGCCAGAAGGCCUGGUAGACUCCACCGUACAGCCUGCCCUUAUAAAGCAGCACCAGGAGUCCAGUGAGGAGGGUUUCUGCUCAGACCUGAGGGUCUUACUCCACCAGUUGCCAGAUGUCCACUACAGCCUCCUACAGUACCUCUGUCUCUUCCUCACCCAGGUGGACCAGCGCCACAGGGAGAACCUUAUGACUGCUCUCAAUCUGGCAACUGUCUUCGGCCCCAAUGUCUUUCAUGUGUCCUCUGGGUUCGAUGGGAUCCAGGAGCAGAACAUCUGUAAUAAGAUCAUGGCAAAGCUGAUCCAGAACUACAGCAGCAUAUUCAACAACAACCACCAAGAUGACGACCAUAAAGAAGAGCACUGUGUCUUCGAUAGAGAUGGAGACAAAGGAGAAUACAUACAGGAAUCUCUACCCUCUAACAUCAUCAUUGUUAAAGAGGCCAAGGAGACCCCGGUGAAUAGGACAGAUACUGAGUCACCGAAAACACUCGGAACCACACCAGUCACUCCCACGUACACUCAAAAGACACCAAAAAAGACACCUAUUCCAGUUCCCAGAAAGAAAAAGGCUGCAUCCAGCAGUCCACCAGAUGACACGAAGUCAUCAAAAGAACUAUCCAAUGACAAUCCAAUCAUAACUCCAAGGAAAAAGAAGGUGAGGAAAGUAAAGCACGAGACAGCGACGGUGCUCCGAGCCGUGCCCCUUCCCAGUCUCUCUCCUGGCCUGCCCUAUGUGAGGCCCAUGGUCCUACCCGUUCCCCUGGCUCCGGAUGUGACGAGCCCCUGCCCUGAGAGUAUGGAGCUGACCCCACCGGGGGCCCCACAGGAACCUCAGGGACCAGCCACGGACGCCUGGGACGUCAGCGCGGUCAAGACCACGGAGGUCCUGAACAGCUCCCAAGAGGAAGACAGCAGACCCAUAUCUCCUUUCUACAUAAGCAACCACCUCUCAUCUGUCCGGUGUAGAUCUGACCUGACUAAUGUUCUGGAGAGGACCAUCAGGUCGGCAGUGGAGCAGCAUCUCUUCGAUGUGCACAUGUGCGGAGGAGGUCAAAGUACGACGGAGGAUUCCGAGUGGACCGGGUGGUCCUCGUCGCCCGUGGUAACCCCGACGGCACGGCAGAGACGUCGGCACCAGAGGGAGCAGGAAGAGGCUCAGAGACACCGGGACAGGAGCAGAUCCUCGCCUCUGAGGGAAGGAGACAUUAACAAGGAGAACAUCCCAGCGGCCGGCAGCGUUAGCAGAACGAUCAGCUGUGGCAUCAGCGUGGGUGAAGAAGGAGUCUGGAGGGACUAUCAGACUAGCCAGGGAGGGCUCCACCACGAGGGCCCCAGACCCAGGAAGCCUAAACACUGCCACCAGAGCCCCACGCUUGGCCAGCUUAGUGACAACCAGGACCCCCACGCGCUAAAAGAAUGCAUAUCAAGAGUACAUGACGAAGCCGGGACAAACAACAUGGAGUCAUCAGACAACCGAAAUGACAGUCAAAGAAAGGACCCCAGUCUUCUGACUCCUUCAUGGACACGACUCAGUAGUAUGAAGAUCCAGGAGCUGCCUAGUAGCUGUGAAACGGCCGACAGGAGGGGGGUCAUCGGCCGGAGUUCGGACCAGGAAUGUGGCGAGGACGUACCCCGCUUGGACCUGUCGGCGCUGACUGACGAUAACAACUGGGGAGAGCCAGUCCCGGCCUACUCGUCGUGGCAACGGGAGAGCAUGGACAGCGAGGAGGCGUGCAUUUCGCCCCAAGUGGGGGGCCGCCUGAUUCGCCAGCUGAUUGAAGAGGACAGCGACCCCAUGCUGUCCCCCCGUUUCCACGCCUAUGGUCAUUGUCAGCAGUACAUAGAUGACACCGAGGUGCCACCCUCGCCGCCCAAUACACAUUCCUUUGCCAGUCGGAGGAGGAGUUCCUCUCUGGGCUCCUGCGGUGACGAUGACCAGCAAGAGCUGACCUCAGCCCAGCUCUCCAAGAAGAUCCACGGUCUCAAGAGGAAGAUCCACAAGUACGAGGAGAAGUUUGAGGAGGAGCGCAAAUACAGGCCCUCACACAGCGACAAGGCUGACAACCCAGAGGUCCUGAAGUGGAUGAAUGAACUGGCCAAGCUCCGCAAAGACCUGAAAGAGCACAAGCUCCACAAGUCUGAGGAGGACCUCCCUCCGCUGACCCGCCAGCGCAGCAACACCCUGCCCAAGAGCUUUGGCUCCCAGCUGGAGAAGAAGCCCCAACAGGAGAAGGCACCCAAGCCCCCGGUAGAGAACACCCUGGAGGGCGUCCAGAACAAGCUGCAGGAGAAGAGGGACGAGGUGGGGCGGCCCGAGGACGUCAAGGAUAUGACCCGGGAGCAGAUUGGCGCUGAGAAGGUGGCCUUACAGAAGGCUCUCCUGUACUACGAAGGCAUCCAUGGUAGACCAGUUACCAAGACUGAGAGACAGAUCAUGAAGCCCCUGUACGACAGAUACCGCCUGGUCAAACAGAUCCUCUGCAGAGCUUCCACCAUCCCAGUCAUUGCCUCCCCCUCCAGCAAACGCAGAGGUCCUGUACUUCAGCCCAUUAUCGAGGGCGAAGCCGCGCUCUUCUUUGACGACAUCAAGGAGGAGGAGGAUGGCUCUGAGGAUGACUCUGAGUCCAACAACAAGCCCCAGAUCACAGGGACAGUGCGUCCAGACUUCAGUAUGCUGGGCUUCCUGGACCAGCUGGAGGAGGAGACGGACGGCUUCAUCUCGCCCGUCGACGAGCUCUCGCCCUCCAAGAACACCACCGACAUGCGUCUGUCCAACCUGCAUUCGGCCACCAUGCCGGAACUAGUGGAGCAGCUACAAGAGGCCCGGGAGGAGAAAAAGAGAAUCCGCAAGAACCUAAGAGAGUUUGAAGAUCAAUUCUUCAGGCAAAAUGGCAGAAACGUGCAGAAGGAAGACCGCUCCCCUUUGGCGGUAGAGUAUAACGAAUACAAGCACAUCAAAGCCAAGCUUAGGCUGAUAGAGGUUCUCAUCAGCAAAGGAGAUGCCUCUAAGUUCACCUAAAGAAAAUAAAACCUCAAAGACUGACAGAGGAAUGAAUGAGGCUCAGUCUCAAUAAGAGAUGAACCACACCAGCCCAUGGAAAGGAAAACAGAUACACCUCAUCAUCCCUCACAAUAUGUUUAUUUCUUUCUUGUGCCAUAGACUCAUUUGGCUUCAGGAGAUGCCAACAUGUUGCCCCCUGAUUAAUCCCAACUGUAGAAGGGAAACGGUAUGGCUUAGUUACUGACCUGAGAGGUGUUGGAACAGACAUGUAGGUGCUGCCCCGGAGGCGACUCCAUCUUGUCUGUUGUUUCCCUCGUAUAGAAGAAGAACCCCGGAACUCAAAAUGUCGGGCAUCUUUGAAUGACUACUAACCUAACGUAGCAGGCCUUAAAAGACACCCGAGUAGAGUCCCCACAUCGGUUUUUCAGGGGAAGUGGAGGAAAAUACUGUAUCCCUGAACCAGAAACAUCCUAAUUUUCCUGACCCCGCAGAGAGUGGACCAAAACCAACCUUUUUUCAAAGGAAGAUUUUUUAAAAACAUUUUUGGUGCAUCUUGAUAUUGAUUGAGUAGUCAUCACUAAUUUAAAGGAUACAUUUACAAAGAGUGUUGUAUUGAUUUAAUGUAUUUUUCUUCCUUUGAAUGUUUAUAUAGACUCAUAUAGUUCAUAUAAACUUUUAUAUUGGAUUCAAAAAAAGUCUUAAUGUGGAGUGUAACAUUAGAUUUGGGAUUAUGUACUUUAAGGUAUUGCCAUUUUGAGAAACAAGGUUUUGUCAUCAGAAAAAUUAAAUGAGGGGAUUGUGUAUCUUUGUAAGGGAGACAGACAGUUACAAUCUGCAUGCAAACAACCAAUCAGACAGCCAGUCUAGCAGAGUUCAGCCAAUGGAUGGAUUUUUAAAAUGUAACUCAUGAUUGGUGCCAUAUGCCACAUUCACGUGCAAGUCGGAACUAGGAAACUCUGAAAUCUUCGACUUGCAAACUAGUUGAACGCUGCACAUGUAUAAAUACAACCAGUUAGCAAGUCGAACAUUUCCGACUUUCCUAGUUCCGACUAGCAUGUGAACGUGGCAAUUAUCUCGAUGUUAACCUAGGAAAAACACUUAUCAUCAAUGCUUAUAUUUGUUUGUUUCCAGAAAUUGUGUGUAUUUUUAGCAUACUAUGAGGAAAUGUCAGAGGAGCGUUAAUUUGUUUAAACUGAGAACUAGAAUGCAAAAAUAGUCUAUGAUGUGUUAUUGUGAUCCAAAGAAAAUGACUCAGAUUGCAUACCAAAAUAGUGUAGUGGAUCAAUGUAUACAAUUUCAUUAAUUAUUGUGAUCAUGGUCAUCAGUCACUUAUGGAUUUGACUGCUUGUAUAUUAUUUUUCAUUUGUUUUCUUUUCCUAUUCACUUUGUGUGAAAAUAAGCUAUACUGUCUUGAAAUCAGUGGUAUAUUUUUGCUCAAACUUUUCAACACCGACAAGGGCCAUUUUGUGUGGAACAUCCAUCCUUAAAGAAAAGUCCCGAUAACUAUCAAAAUAGCUGCCAAUCCCCAACGCAGAGCCUUCAAUACUCAAUCAGGGCAUGCUGCUUUCUUUUUUUAUGUAGGUAUUUUCAUAGCCUAUUUGUUCCUUGUAAAUAUGGAUCCAGAUCUAUGUUUACAUUGUUAAGUGAGCAAGUACAUUUUUCCUUUUUCUCCAAAAUGGAUCAUUUUAAUAGUGUGACUUUCGUUUUUAUUGAAUGUAAAACACUGGUGGACAUAAUGAAUUAUGGGUGUGUACAUUUUAGUACAUAAAUUGUAUAUAUAAUAUAAAACCAAACAUAUUUUUACUGAG
Molecule: messenger RNA, 6355 nt
Organism: Oncorhynchus gorbuscha (pink salmon)
Lineage: Eukaryota; Metazoa; Chordata; Actinopteri; Salmoniformes; Salmonidae
Gene: fam13a
Product: family with sequence similarity 13 member A
Biological process (GO): signal transduction
Source: RefSeq, a predicted model, not a curated record